UCAAAAAGUUUUUGCGACCAAAACAAGCGAAAAUGCGAUGCGUCCACGAUUGUUUGGCAAAAACUGCCUCUAAAUUGACAACUUCUGCAAUUUUCCAUUGUUUUGCACAAAUAGUUUUCAUUUGAUUUGCUGAACAGACAUUGAUAGAGGUUAUACGAUAUCGAGGACACUCGCGGGACGCUGUUGGGUUCAUCAUUCUGUGACCUAGUUUCUCUCUCCACGUUAUAGCUAAAUAUUGCAGGACAUAAAUGUAUUAAAACUUCGUAAAGAUAUGUCGGGCAUAUAUCUGCAAUCGACGGAAGGUGGGGAAGUAAUUGAAGUACCUUUGGCAAAAACUGUCAUCGGUAGAGGCCCAUUUCUUCAGAUUACUGACAAGAGGGUUUCCCGGAGCCAUGCUGAACUGCAAGUUACUGACAAGAGUUUAUACAUAACUCCAACUCAUACUAACCCAUGUUUCCUGCGACGGGGAGGGGGAGAUACCCAAGUAGCGUUGUCUAAGGACGAGAAGUGUAAGCUGGCUAUUGGCGAUGUCUUUGGACUGCUUCCUGAACAACUGUUUUUCACUGUGUGUGGAAAACAGGGGGCUAUUAAUGGUACAAGUAUCAAAGAAGAAUCACUGAGUCAAUCAGAUUCCAAAGUCAAAUCUGAACCAAAGUCAUUGGACAGAACAGUGAAAGAUGAAGACCCUGAUGACUUCCUGGAUGAUGUUGGCAGAGAUUUGGAGGACUCACCAACACCAAGGAAAAAAACUAAGAACAAGGACAGUGGCCCUGCGGUUGUGAAGGUUCGGGGCAAGCUGAAGAUGGCGUUGCCUCUAGACAAGCAGCGUACACUGCCAGACUGGAUGAUCAAGAUGGCUGCCGUAGGUCCAGUGCCAGAGAAGAAGAAGAAGAAGCCUACUGCUAAGAUACCAGCUGUAGCCAAGAGGGGAGCUGAGAGUUCCACUCCAGCCUCUCCACGUAAGCGAGCUGCCCCAAGGCGAACGUAUGUUGAUGACUAUGAUGACGAGGAGGAAGAGGAACCCCAGCCUGUACAGAGGAACCAGAAGAGAAAGAGGAAAACAUUGUCUGAGGAGGAAGAGGAGGAGGAAGAAAGAAAACCACGGCGACGUGCACGACCAUCACGUAGGGCAGCUGCGUAUGAUGAUGACGAUGAUGAUGACUUUUCACCACGAAAACGACCCCAGCGGGCAGCACGAGAGUCAAGAGGCAGCUAUGUUGACGACUUUAUCCCCGAUGAUGACAGUGAUGCUUCGUUACCAGACCAUCUAAAGCGGGUGAAGGAUGACGACAGUGACUUUGAGAUUGACGACGGUGGAGGCGGAGAUUCCGGCAGUGACUGGGAGAGUAAGGGCAAGGGAAAGAGAGGAAAGUCAAAAGGCAAAGCUCUUGCCACGCCAAGAAGGGCGUCAGGCAGACGUGGUCGACCUCGCAAGGUCAGGGAUGAUGACGAGGAAGAUGAUGACGAGGAAGAUGAUGACGAGGCGUAUGUUCCCCGGCCAUCCAAACGGAGAGGCACUGCACCCAAGAGGAAGAAGAUGGAAAGUGAGGAGGAGGAAGAGGAGGAAGAAAAAACUCCUUCUAAGAAGAGGGGAGUGGUCACAAAGAAGAGGCUCAGAUGUCCGUAUGGGAAGAAGUGUUACAGAAAAAAUCCUGCCCACUUCAAAGAUGUUUGUCAUCCUGGUGACACCUCAUAUGACGAAGCAUCUGAGGAAGAGGGUGAUGAUGAUGAAAACGUUGAUAAUGACGAUGAUAAACCAGAAUGUGAAUUUGGAACUGAUUGCUACAGGAAAAAUGCCGACCAUUUAAAGAAAUAUUCUCAUAAAAAGAAACCAGAUGAUCAGCCCAAGAGAAAACCAGCAAAAAAGGAUGGUAAAACAAGCGUGCUUGCUAAAGAUGACGACGACAACGGAGAACCGAACACAUAUGACUACAAUGACAGUUUUAUCGAUGACAUUGGGCAGUCUUAUGCGAGCGAAUCUUCAUGCGGAGAUCCAGAGGAGGAAGACUCGGACUAUGACCCAGAGGAAGAGGAUGUGAGAUCUUUGAUGAAGGAAGCCAAAGGAUUUGUUAAGAAGAAGAAAAUGCGGCAACCCGUUGGAAAGAAAAUAGAAAUAAAGGCUGAGUGAAUGUCAUUCAUGACUGUAUACAAUGUUGUGUAACUUGGCAUUCUUUCUUAGGCCGUUAAGUCUUCGUUUUACUAGUGAAAUCUCUGCUACAACAGGGUUUGCAUGUCUACAUGCAUAAAGUAGUCCAGAACGCGACAAAACAUACUUCUGAAUAUAUUUCUAAUUUAUCACAUCAUUUUCGUUGGCCAUGUUCUUUUAUUGAUAGUAAAUGUGUGUAAUUAACAAAACUCAUCACGGAUGAUCAUUGAAAAUAAAUGUAUUUUAAAUACUGAUACUUUUUUAAGAUUCUUAGUUUUAUUCUGAAGCAAACCGAUUUGGGCAAAGAAACAGUGUGAUUCCUUGUAACAUAUUCUAAAAUGUAAGGACUAAAGCUUUCAACAUUAUGCCAAGCUUAUUUCAGUUUCUGACAACAUUGUAUAUUUCAUGUCAUGUUUGUAAAUUUCAAGUAUUCAGCGAUGUAUAUUAUAUGUGUGUACAGUUACCAUGGUUACCAUGUUAAUCAUUCUCUGAUGUGUCACGUACAUUUCAAUCACUACAUCUAGGAGCAUCCCUUGUGCUAGCCCCCCUGCCAUUUGUUCCCUGGAUCAGCCUUCAAGUACUUGACUCAGAUUAAGGUCGUAAUAAAUAAAUUGUCAGAUUUUCAUCUGUCAACAUCCUUGGACGUAUUACCUUGCUUCAUCUAAUCAUGGCCGCAGUUGCCACCUUCUACUGUCUGUAGCUGCAACAUUGCUGGAAUCAAUUUGGAUUUUAAUUCAUAGAAUUAUACAGCUUUUAUUACUUUAAAAGAUAUUUAGAUGAAAGUCUAGUGUUUGUAAUACAUUUAUCAUGGCUAAAUGCUUGUAUUGUUCUACAUUGCCAGCAGUGUUUGUUUGCUUUCUACAGCAUUGCUUGUUUCAUUGACUCCCUGGUAGCUGUUUGUCACUAUUAAUCAAAAGAAUGUUAUUUUUUCUUUUCAAAUUGUGUCUUGACAUGUGGGCCUGGGCCUGUGUUGGUUGUAUGUCAUUUAGGACUGGUAGACACAGAUGUGUUAAAGAUGUGCAGUGGCAUUGGUGAAAAGAAGGUGUGGGCCACGUAUUUUAGGGAGGAUCCAGAUAUUUGGUUAGUUUGCUUUUGCAGCAGGGCACAUACCGUUACUGGUAACAGCACCAUGAACACAUCUGCCUUUUGCAGCAGGGCACAUACCGUUACUGGUGACAGCACCACGAACACAUCUGCCUUUUGCAGCAGGGCACAUACCGUUACUGGUGACAGCACCACGAACACAUCUGCCUUUUGCAGCAGGGCACAUACCGUUACUGGUGACAGCACCACGAACACAUCUGCCUUUUGCAGCAGGGCACAUACCGUUACUGGUGACAGCACCACAAACACAUCUGCCUUUUGCAGCAGGGCACAUACCGUUACUGGUGACAGCACCACAAACACAUCUGCCUUUUGCAGCAGGGUACAUACCGUUACUGGUGACAGCACCACAAACACAUCUGCCUUUUGCAGCAGGGCACAUACCGUUACUGGUAACAGCGCCAUGAACACAUCUGCCUUUUGCAGCAGGGCACAUACCGUUACUGGUGACAGCACCACAAACACAUCUGCCUUUUGCAGCAGGGCACAUACCGUUACUGGUAACAGCGCCAUGAACACAUCUG
Molecule: messenger RNA, 3774 nt
Organism: Haliotis rufescens (red abalone)
Lineage: Eukaryota; Metazoa; Mollusca; Gastropoda; Lepetellida; Haliotidae
Product: aprataxin and PNK-like factor
Exons: 12
Coding region: 272-2128 (618 amino acids)
Biological process (GO): double-strand break repair
Cellular component (GO): site of double-strand break; nucleus
Molecular function (GO): protein binding; 3'-5' exonuclease activity; DNA-(apurinic or apyrimidinic site) endonuclease activity
Source: RefSeq, a predicted model, not a curated record